Paramecium octaurelia is the source of this 1492-nucleotide messenger RNA. Lineage: Eukaryota; Ciliophora; Oligohymenophorea; Peniculida; Parameciidae. The record is from the annotation of a GenBank genome assembly.
AUGAAUUAAUAAUAAUCUCAAAGUUCAACUCCUAGGCGAAAUAAUUCGGAAUUCAGUAUUGAUGCCCAACCUGUAGAAUCUGAAUCAAUUAUGAAUUUACAGAUAGCCUACAGCUGGCUGACCAUAGUAAGAGCUAUUCUAAUUAGGCUCUCUUGAUAGUUAUAUUGUUUAAUUGUUUCUUGACGUUGUUACUUUCAUCAUUCGCAUUUAAUUUGAGCUUCAGGAUUCCAAUUCUAUUUCUAAGCAUAGGACACCUGUUGUAUUUGAUUAAGAUAUGCAUUACUUACCAUAAGAUGUACAAUAUAUUGAGUUAUAGCCAGAGCAACAAGUAACCAGGAAUGUUGUUUCGAGUUGAUGUGGGGUAUCGGAUUAAUCUCUUAUUAUGUAUGUUUGAUUAAUAAGAUCAGAGUUGCUUGAUAUAUUUUGUUGAUAACAAUGACCUUCAAAUGUAAUACUUGGCGAUGUUUUUGGUAUUUAUGACCAUCAUAUGGGUGAUUAAAUCUAUCUUUUAGUAGUAUCGGAGAAACUCUCAGGAUCAUCAACAGAAAUUGGUAUCAAUGUCAAUAAAUAGGAUAGAUUAUAGUCUUGAUUAGGUUUUGUUUUGUAGCAUAAUUGAUGUUCAUAAAUCUGAAACUGAUUGAUUGGGUGUCUGCCAGAUGGAUCUACACUUUCUCCAUAUUUUGGUUAUUCCUACUCAUCGUCAUAAUGAUGCAAUUGGUUUUCCUGUUUAAAUUCUCUAUCAUAAUAAAUCGAUAUUUCAAUAGCACUGUGGAUUAGAAACCCAUAUUGAUAGUUCAAAUCGUUGGGUACCUAUGGACCAAUUUGAUCAUUUUCGGCUUUUGUGGAGUACCUUCAUAUGCGCUAUACAAAUUGAGUUUUUAUUUAGAAGAAAAUAUGGACCAUGAUUACUUGCUUGCAAUUAUUAUUAGCGUAUUCUAUACUCUGAUAUUUAUGGUCUACACCAUAUAUCAUAAAGACAUGCUAUCAACAUUCAUUUUGAGAAUCUUACAGUUACACAUUUAACAGUAAACAGUAAGAGAACCUGACAUCAUAAGCUUCCCAAGUUCAGGAAAUCAAAAGAAGUUUGUUCAUACAUUUAGAGAUAAUAUCUUAAAUGAUUUUCCAAAACAACUAAUUAAAAUCUCAAGCACUUACUACCUCCCAGAAGAUAAAAGAAACCAAACCGAAAUUAACUCGGCUGGACUUAAUAAUAAAAGUCCAACACUAACUGAUGUAGCCUAACAUGAUGGAACACUGAAACACUGUUUUAAUUGUUUUCAAUAAUAAAGUUGCACUGUGUACAUCCCAUGUGGUCAUGGAGGGGUCUGUUCCAAAUGUGCUUUUGAUUGGUUCCAAGAACGAAAGGAAUGCUUGAUCUGUAGAAGUGUAAGAUAAUAUAUAAAUGAUUAAUUAGCAAAUCUAAGCAAUCUUGAAAAUCGUCUAGACAGAUGAUCAAAGAGUCAAAGUCGUAGAUAUAAUUGCAUUGAAUUGA